GGGUACUUGGCGGGACGAUAUGUACUUGUGUUAUACGAGGUAGUUCUUAUAUCAUCUCCUACAUCUAAUCUAAUAUCUAUUGGUUUUGAUGAAUCCGUUGUCAAAGAAUCAAUCUUUAUUCUCUAAUCAUCUGAUUCCCUUAUUGUCUACCAACAAUCCUCUCACUCUCACACAGUUAAAGCAAAUCCAAUCACAAAUCCUCACCAAUGGUUAUCUCGAUUCCACUGAGCUUCUCACUAGUUUCCUCUUUUCCUGUUAUCACUCUCGAAAACCAGACUACGCGAAGCUCGUUUUGCAUAGUAUUCCGAGACCCGACCCAUUGUUAUGGAAUUCGAUGAUUAGGGUUUCACUUGAAUCCCAGGACUCCAAAGGCUUCUUGGAUUUCUAUCAUGGGUUGAGGUUUUAUGGUUUCUUCCCUAAUAAAAGUACCGCUUCUUUGAUUUUACGUUCAUGUGCUGCUUUUGGGGCGGCCCGGUUAGGGGAAUCGUUUCACUGUCAGAUAGUGAAGAUGGGUUUUCAAUUUGAUGUGAUUCUGCAGACUGGGUUGCUCGAUUUUUACGCCAAGAUUGGGGAUUUGAGGUCUGCUCGGAGGGUGUUUGGUGAAAUGCCUGAGAGAGAUGUCAUUGCGAAUAAUGUUAUGGUUUCGGCUUUGAGUAGGCAUGGGUUUGUUGAUGAGGCAAAGCAGCUGUUUGAUAGUAUGCCUGAGAGGAAUGCUUCGUCGUGGAAUUUGUUGAUCACUUGUUACUGCAAAGCUGGUAAUGUGGAAUCUGCUCGCUCUAUCUUUGAUCGGAAUCCAUCAAAAGAUGUGGUUUCGUGGAAUGCUAUGAUAGAUGGAUAUUGUAAGUCAGGGCAGUUGGUUUAUGCCGAGGAAUUGUUUACAAAGUUGGGUUCCGCUAGAACUGCUGUGAGCUGGAAUACAAUGAUUGCUGGGUAUGUUCAGUUUAGGGAGUUUGUGAGAGCGAUAAAUGUGUUCCGGGAAAUGCUAGCUGAGAAUGUGCAACCAACUGCAGUGACAAUGAUCAGCUUGCUGUCUGCGUGUGCUCAUAUUGGAGCUUUAGAUAUGGGCGAAUGGGUUCAUGCCUACAUUAAAAAGAAGAGGUUUAAGGUUGAUGUUGUUUUAGGCAAUGCCCUCAUAGACAUGUAUUGCAAAUGUGGAAGGAUAGAAGCAGCUCUUGAUGUUUUUCAUGGCCUCCAUACGAAGAAUAUAUUUUGUUGGAAUUCCAUCAUUGUGGGUCUAGGAAUGUAUGGCUAUGGUAAUGAAGCUAUCGAGGCCUUUAACUCGAUGCAAAUGGAAGGUAUAAAACCUGAUGGGGUUACCUUUCUGGGACUUUUAUGUGCUUGUAGCCAUUCAGGUUUGGUUUCCCAAGGCAGAAGUUAUUUCUCUGAAAUGAAGAGUUUUUAUGGCGUUGAACCUGGAAUUGAACAUUACGGAUCGUUGGUUGACCUUUUGGGUCGAUCGGGGCUUCUUCAAGAAGCACUGGAACUCAUAAGGACCAUGCCUCUGAAGCCAAAUGUCGUUGUUUGGGGAAGCUUGCUCCGGGCAUGUCACGUUCACAAGGAUACCAAACUAGGCGAACAGGUUACUCAGCAUCUUCUGAACUUGGAUCCACAUGAUGGAGCAAACUAUGUGUUCUUGUCCAAUCUUUAUGCCUCUCUAAACCGAUGGAGUGAUGUUGAUAUGUGCCGGAAGUUAAUGAACGAGAGGGGAGUUUCCAAAAUGCCCGGAUGCAGUUCAAUUGAAGUGGAGAAUAUACUACACGAAUUCGUUGCUGGUGACACUUCACAUCCUCAGUUCCCUCAAAUUAACGCGUUCUUGGAUAAGAUUGCCAAGGAUCUGCAGGCUAAUGGCUAUGAACCCGAUACAUCUUCUGUGCUGCAUGACAUUGAGGAUGAAGAGAAGGAGAGUAUCGUUAGAUACCACAGCGAGAGAAUUGCUGUUGCUUUUGGCCUGAUGAACACGCCACCUGGAAAAAUAAUUCGGAUUGUUAAGAAUCUAAGAACGUGUAACGAUUGUCAUUCAGCCAUGAAGUUUAUUUCGAAAGUAUACAAGAGAGAGAUAGUCGUGAGGGAUAGGAAUAGGUUUCAUCACUUCAGGGAUGGGCAUUGCUCUUGCAAGGACUAUUGGUGAUUAAUCGGGACUUAUUCCCAUAUGGCUACGUUCCUUUUCAUUUCCUUUUGAUCGGUCCAACCUCAACAGCUCGGAAGAUUAAAGUCAUUCUGUCACGACAUUAUCUCGAAGAGUGUAGGAUAACGAUGGCAAUUCCGGGCAGUGAAGGGUCAGAUCUUCCAGUCAGAUCGAACGAGAUGAAGAAUGGGGUUCAUCCAAGGUGUCGUUCCAAAGAUUUGUCGAGGAACAACUCGUUUGAAGUCUACUAUGGAGGUGCACCAGUUGGCGUUCCUUUCAGGUGGGAAUCUUGCCCGGGGACCCCGAGAAUCAAGUCUAGGGAAUCUCGGCUUCCUCCCCUCACGCCCCCACCUUCGUUCAUGUCAAGUCCUGCGAGGAAAGACGGUGCGAAAAAGCAAAGAAAGGUUAACCUUUUACACAGCCUUCUCCCCAAACUCACCGUCAAGAAAAGCCAUCUGCAGCUCCAGUCACCGCCAGCUUCAUCAUCAUCGCCAUCGUCUUCCUCAUCAUCAUCAUCGUCUCCCUGGUCUCGUUCAUCACAUUCGGCUCCAGGCUCACCUUCUGCUCCGAACUCAAACCUUCAUGCUAGAUUUCCCAACACGAGGCCAUCACCCGAUGAUGAUGAUGAUGGUAACUAUGAAUCGUCUGUUUCAAGUCCAUGUUUUUGCAUUGGUCGAACUCCAAAAGCUAGAUCCCGCGGAUUGUCAUCAAAUAUGCUCAAGCUUUUGUUCAGAGAAUUUGCAUGAAUUUACAUGGUGCCACCAUGUUUACUCGAUCUCUUAGUCUUAAUUUUGCCAACAUCUGUAUGAUCAUGAAACAUAGAAAAAAAUUUGCAGUAUAAUUACAGCCCCCUGGUUGCUCAA
This is a messenger RNA of Ipomoea nil (Japanese morning glory), 2988 nucleotides long. Its product is annotated as pentatricopeptide repeat-containing protein At1g08070, chloroplastic-like. Gene Ontology annotation, biological process: RNA modification. Bases 89 to 2128 code for a protein of 679 amino acids. Gene Ontology annotation, molecular function: zinc ion binding; RNA binding; protein binding. Lineage: Eukaryota; Viridiplantae; Streptophyta; Magnoliopsida; Solanales; Convolvulaceae. The transcript is spliced from 2 exons. The record is from RefSeq and is a predicted model, not a curated record.